UCAACCUCAUUUCUUCGCCUCAAACACCAAACCCUAAUUCCUCUGCGUCUUCAUCUUCCUCCCUUCACCGCACACACUCUCACACACAUUCACCAAAAUGGGUCGUGUCAGAACCAAAACCGUGAAAAAAUCCUCACGCCAAGUAAUCGAACGUUACUACUCAAAAAUGACCCUAGAUUUCCACACAAACAAAAAGAUCCUCGAAGAAGUUGCACUGAUCCCAUCAAAGCGUCUUCGCAACAAGAUCGCUGGGUUUUCAACCCAUCUCAUGAAGCGUAUUCAAAAGGGACCAGUUCGUGGAAUCUCGUUGAAGCUACAAGAGGAAGAGCGUGAAAGGAGGAUGGAUUUCGUUCCUGAUGUUUCUGCUAUCAGGACUGACCAUAUUGAGGUUGAUAAGGAGACUCUUGAUAUGCUUGCUGCUCUUGGUAUGUCCGAGAUUCCCGGGGUUGUUCAGGUUGAUCCUGUUCCUGUUCAACAGGUGCCGUUUGGAAGAGGUGCUGGUGUUGCUGCUGGUGGUGGAAGAAGGUUUUAAGAUUUAAUGAUGAAAUGGAUCAGAGUACUUUGAAUUUUAUUUAUGUUUUUGAGAAAAAAAUUAUGUUACCGAGUUUUGGAUUUUGAAACUUGUUUAGUUGUUGUUAUGGGAUUUAUCUUGUUUAAUUUGCUUGCUAAUUAAUCUUAUGCUAUGGAAUGAUAUUAUAUAUUGGAUUAAAUUCCGUGUGAUU
Molecule: messenger RNA, 722 nt
Organism: Medicago truncatula (barrel medic)
Lineage: Eukaryota; Viridiplantae; Streptophyta; Magnoliopsida; Fabales; Fabaceae
Product: 40S ribosomal protein S17
Exons: 1
Coding region: 98-532 (144 amino acids)
Biological process (GO): translation
Cellular component (GO): ribosome
Molecular function (GO): structural constituent of ribosome
Source: RefSeq, a predicted model, not a curated record